UUACCUUUAUUUUCACAUAGGGAUGCUGUGCAUAACACUUUCUGCCACAAGGUGGCCACGCUCACUGCUCCACUGUAUCUGUGGAGGGAGCCAGGGUUGUCACACAGACCUAGCUGCAAAUAUGUCUUUAUCUCCUUUAUAUGGGAGGAUGGAGCAGGGGCGGACUGACCAUUUGGAAACUCGGGCACUGCCCGAGGGCCCGGGGUCAGUAGGGGGCCCCAUGAAAUGCCCCUGGUACCUUUUUCAUAGGCUUUUUUGAGUUUGGGCAAGGACACAGGGGCCCCAUGAUCCCCUAUUGCCCGGGGGCCCCAUGA
Messenger RNA from Staurois parvus, 314 nucleotides. Lineage: Eukaryota; Metazoa; Chordata; Amphibia; Anura; Ranidae. The record is from the annotation of a GenBank genome assembly.